Molecule: messenger RNA, 5466 nt
Organism: Saccostrea echinata
Lineage: Eukaryota; Metazoa; Mollusca; Bivalvia; Ostreida; Ostreidae
Exons: 6
Coding region: 46-3612 (1188 amino acids)
Biological process (GO): negative regulation of translation; proteasome-mediated ubiquitin-dependent protein catabolic process; protein polyubiquitination
Molecular function (GO): translation repressor activity; protein binding; ubiquitin protein ligase activity
Source: RefSeq, a predicted model, not a curated record
UGUUAUAAAACCACAGGAUAAAGAUGAAAUAAAUGUCUGCUGUCAAUGAUGUAUAGAUUAGUGUUACAGAAAUCUGUCAGAGUGCCAGGUGUUAGUGAUUGUCAUCACAUUACCCGUGUAACAUCAGACCGGGUCUGGAUCAGUGAUGUGUACAAUCUCAUCUUGACAAACACAGCAGGGGAUAAACUACAUCAUCUGACAGAUAUAAGUAGUUAUAGUGGAGUACACACAGUGACUAGAGACGGUGAUUUAAUUUAUAUAGACAUAUACGGUAACAUCAACAAACUGUCUACAGAUCACACAGUACAGAGUACAUUAAUAAAGUACAACACAGCACCAUGGAGACCACAGUGUGUCUACAGCUGCCCCUCCACUGGAGACCUGCUGGUCGGGAUGUAUAGAUAUGAUACAAGGACAGCCCAGGUAAACCGUUACAAUAACACAGGACAACACAUACAGACCAUACAGCACGACAACAACACAGGUCAGGGACUGUAUAGUGAUCCUAUCUACAUCACAGAGAACCGCAAUGGAGAUGUUAUUGUGUCUGACUUAUACCGUGGUGUAGUGGUAACAGAUGGUGUAGGUAAACACCGCUUCUCCUACACAGGACACCCAUCAGGAUCACGACUACGACCACGUGGAAUCUGUACUGACGCGCUGUCACACAUCCUGGUGUGUGAUGAUAACACCCACACAGUACAGAUGAUUGAUAAAGACGGACAAUUCCUGUCAUUGAUACUGACAGCUGAACACGGGAUAUACACACCAUUGGGCCUGAGUUAUGAUGACAACACUAACCUUCUCUGGGUGGGAUCAUUUAACAACAACACAGUAAACAUAUACAGACUUAUCAAUGGAGGGGAUAAUCUGACUGAUCCAGGCAGUGAUGAUUUAGAUAAAGUUGAUGAGUUGAAGAAGUUUCUGAGGAAGGAGAAGACAACUGUUUCCCAUGCCAGAGGAAUACUUGUUGGAUGUGCUGAGGCUGGAAAAACAACACUGCUGAAGCGAUUAAGAGGGCAACGUCAAAAUGUUGGUGAAGUUACAGAGUCCACAAGGGGACUGGAAGUCCAUCAACAUCUCUUCAUUGUGAAAAAUGGAGUUUUAAAAGUGACUGAUGAUGACUCACCAUUGAAGACAUUUAUCAGGAUAAACGCUGCAGAUUUGAAACCAGACCCAAGCAAUGCAGUUGACAUCUCCGAUACAAAUGUAAAAGAAGACAAUUUGGAACUAGGAAAUACUGAUAAAGACACUAAAGUAAUUUAUAGCAGAGAAGAAAAGAAAGACGAAAAUGUGGAGUUGUCUAGUCCACCAAGUAAACGCAGAAAAGAAGAGAAUACAGUAGAGGUCUCUUCAGAAGCUCCAGCUAUGGUGAAAGAUGAAAUUUUUCAGAAAAUCUUGUCUGAAAAAGAGAAGUUACCAACAGUAAGCAUGCUGGAUUUUGCUGGUCAGUUAGCAUAUUAUGCCUGCCACCAAAUUUAUGUAACACCAAAGGCCUUCUUCAUCCUUGUCUUGGACAUGACUAAGAGGUUUGAAGAUGUUGUCGAUAGGGAGAAAGAUAAUCAAGAAGGAUCAGUCUUCUCCACUUGGACGUACAAAGACUACUUGAAGUUUUGGAUUACCUCAAUCAAGACAUUUGGAGGCAAAAAGGCACCACUGUUUCUUGUUGCCACACACACGGAAACAAAAUCUACAGAUGAAAUAGAGAAGUAUUUUGGUGAGUUCUGGAAUGCUGUACCAGAUGAGGACAGAGACUGGUUAAGUGAGUCUCUGAAUGAUCGGGAAUAUGCAGUGGGUCUAAAGGAACUUAAUGAUAAUUCCAAGAAAAUGCUGGAGUCAAUGAAAAAGUCCAUAGUCGAACUAUUUACACAUGAGACCAAUACAAUAAUUGAAUUGCCUUCUUCAUGGGCCGUUAUGGAACAGUUAUUGUAUGAAGGAGCCUGGAGGAUUUUGUCCCUGAGUGAAAUUUUGAGGCUCAACUCAUCCCUUCCCGAUGAAUACCAAAUUAAAAGUGAGGAGGAAAUGUCUAAAUUUUUAAAAUGUUUCCAUGACAAUGGCCUUGUUUUGUAUUUUAAAGAAGAGAAAUUGAGGGAACAUGCCAUACUAGACAUUCAGUGGUUUGCUAAUGCUUUUAGCAAGAUAAUUGCUGAUGAAAACCACAUCAGUAAAGAUUGUAGAAGGAAAUUAAGUAAAGAGUGGAAAUCCUUCAACAAAACAGGGGAACUUAAAGAUAAAGUGAUAGAUGCUUUGUGGAAAAAUGAACCCUCUUACUUGAAACAUAAAAGUGAAAUUAUGUCAUACAUGGAGAAACUUCAAAUGCUGGUUCCUUUGAAUGCUUUGGGGGCUGUAUCAGAAGGUGGCAUGUCGUGGUAUGUCCCAUGUAUGAACAAAAAGCAGUUUAAAGCUGACUUUUUUGAAGAUAAAUGGGAAUGCUCCUCCAUUUUGUGCUUCCGAUUCACUUCCUUUGCCAUGUUUGUGUUCUACAGACUUGUAGCAUAUUGCAUAAGUUUUCUAAGAUGGAGUGUUGCAAUAGAUGAAGACAAUGAAGGAAGUCCAUGUCUUUAUCAAACAGCGGCAGUGUUUGAUCAUAAUGAACACACUGUUGUUGUUGGCAUAUGUAAUGAUGAUAUUCAGUUGCAAGUGUUCAGAAUCAAACCCUUGACUGUAGACAAAGAAGUAUCAAAUGAAAUUGGAGACUCCAUUGAAAAAGCCAUAGAAAAAUUGACAGAAACAUUUAUUGACACAAAAAUAUUCCACAGAGGAUACAAAUGUCAAAACAUUAUUUGUAAUGAGAAAGAUCUAUCUUUCACCCUUGCAAGUGAGCUCUCCAAAAUCAAGGCUGAUAAAGAAAUUCAGUGCAAGUGUCGACUUCGAGAGAAACACAUAAUAAAUGUGCAGAUCACUCUGGGAUUCUGGGAAAAGAGAGAGGCGAGUGAUUCCAGUACUCCUGUGGCCUCUGGACAAAACCUAGGAGGCCGAUCUCGAUUUGCGAAACUUGGAAUGGCUACAAACGAUGUCUUAAAUAAGGCAUACAGAGAUAUUCUAGAAUCAGAAAUUCCCCCAUCUGAUAUUGAGAACAAGGUGAAUUUAUUAUCAAACAAAAAGAGGAUGAAUCUGAAGCUGAACCCAGAUCAAGAAGAUCUUUUGAAAAAAGCAAAAAAUUCUGGAUACAAGGAAUUUGAUAUUUCAUUAACAUACAAGUUGAUAAGAAACAUUUGUUCAACGAUCCCUAAACCAACAAAAGGAAAGUGGGGAGAAGAGCCUGCAGCAGGAGAGGUGACAGUAGGUGAUGAUGUUGAGAGAAUUAGGUCCAUCCGAAACAGUUUGACUGCACAUGUGAGUUCAGCCUCAACCCUUCAGACAGAAUUUAAUAACACUUGGUCGACGAUGUCGGAUAUCUGCCAAAGACUGGAAACCUUCACCAGAAAAAAGUACUUGGAUAGCCUUAAAGACAUUCAUAAACUGAGUUUAAAAGAAGAAGGUGAAGAUGCAAUUAAAGCUAUUAUAGAAAAGUUUAUCAAGGAUCAACAUGAACAACAUGAACUGUUAAAGACAGUCGUGUCAGAAGUUCAAGAAUUAAAGUCUCAAAUGAGUACAUUAAAACAAAAUUGAAGACUGGAGGCAAUCGUUCAGAAAUAAUAUAAUUUUACUCAUAGAACGUUUGCAGGACUAGUAAAUAAUUAAUUCUAUAACACAUGGUUGAAGAUAUCGGAAAUCGGCAAAGCACUCGAAAGUUUCAUUGGUGAAAAGUCUUUUGAUAAGCUUAAUUAUAUUCAUGAACUGGAUAUGAGGAAUUUGAUAUUUCAUUAACAUACAAGUUGAUAAGAAGCAUUUGUUCAAAGAUCCCUAAACCAACAAAAGGAAAAUUGGGAGGAGAGCCUGCAGCAGGAGAGGUGACAGUGGGUGAUGAUGUCGAGAGAAUUAGGUUAGUACGAAAUAGAUUGACUGCGCACGUGAAUUCAGCCUCGACUCCUCAGACAGAAUUCGAUGACACCUGGUCAACAAUGUCGGAUAUCUGCCAGAGAUUGAAUAUGUUCACUGGAAAGAAGUAUUUGGAUAAACUUAAUAUUAAAAAUCUGACAUUGAGAAAGGAAGAUAAGGAUGCUAUUAUAAAAAAAUGUUGUUAAAUUGGAAGAAAUUCUGGAGACAAUCAAAUCAAGUUUUAAAUAAUUACAAGUAGAAACAAUGAUCGGACCUAACGAAGAUGUUACAAAUUGAGAGUUCAUAGAAUGCUGUGUAAGGACCAAAAUACUAUCAUGGAAUCUUAUUUUAUCACUAUAAUAUUAGAGAGUGCCCUAUAUAAAGACUAUUGGUGGGUAAAUUUUGGACAGUACCUCCUUAGUUUCCAUAGCAAUGACUUUGAAAUAUUUUGUUAUGGUAAAACUGACCUGAUUGUCAUCACCAUUUAGAAUAAUUCCGUGCUUCCUUAAUGUAGGAAAGUUAUGAACAUAACAUGGGUUUAAUUUUAUAUUUAAGUAAUCAAAGUUUCUGUGUAUCUAAAUUUUAUUCAAUUUAACCCAAUGUUUUUAAUAUGAUACAGAUCAAUUUACAUGAAUUUGUCAUAAAAAUGAAUGCAAAGGUGCCUAUUUCUUGAUAUGCAUAUAAUUUUUGCAGGCAAUUGAAACUUAGAAAAAAGAUCUUUUUAAUAAGAUCGAGCUUUGAUCUUGUUACAGCAAAUUUAACAUUAUACAAAACAUUUUUUCCGGAUUUGGUUUGAAUGUUAGAUUUUUCCGGAUUUGGUUCCAAUAUUGCAAUUUUCUCGGGUGCACGAGCUUUUUACAACUUUAGAAAUUGUUUACCAGUGUUUACUAGUUACUGUGCUGAUUAUCAUGUUUGUCUUCACUUUUCCCAUGAGAGAAAACUUCUAAGUUGGUAAGUUAGACAUGAAAUCUAUUUGUAUAUCGUUUCAUAAGAAAUUUUUAUGUGCAUAAUUGUUAUCAAUUAUAUGUUUACAAAGGUGUUAUGGUGUAAUUUUUAGUGACAUGUUAGAAAGUUCACAUGAAAGAUUUAUGAUUUGAUGACUAUGUGUAGAAAAUUUAUGUCAUAAUAGGUUGAUAUUUAUAAUGUGAUAUUGAAAGUUAAAGAUUUGCUGUGAUUUUGCGUGAAAUUAUUUGGUGCAUGUGCACUCUACAAUAAUCAUAUAUUUUGUUUGAGCAUUUUCUAGUAACUGUAAUUCAUUUGAAACUGUGUGGUUUGAUAGUAAUAUGAAUUUCAUAUGUGCAAAUUUACAAGGGUACAUGUGCAAUAUUUAUUGUAAAAAUGUUGUUUACAAAGAACAUAGAGUAUUUUUUUAAUAAUCAGAGUGAUGUUAAUUUGUCAAUCGCAGAGUGUGUGGUGUGUGUGGUUUAUGUGUAAUAUCAAAUACUUACAUAUCUGUUUUCUAUGUAUUUACAGUAAAUCACAUCACAUCACAUCACAUCAUAUUGCUGUCACUGGAAGUAAACAAUAAAGGAUGUGCAUUUACAA